Apis laboriosa (Himalayan honeybee) is the source of this 1679-nucleotide messenger RNA. It is a transcript of the gene Ppox, whose product is annotated as protoporphyrinogen oxidase. The record is from RefSeq and is a predicted model, not a curated record. Gene Ontology annotation, biological process: heme biosynthetic process. The transcript has 2 exons. Gene Ontology annotation, molecular function: protoporphyrinogen oxidase activity, oxygen as acceptor. NCBI's taxonomy places the organism in Eukaryota, Metazoa, Arthropoda, Insecta, Hymenoptera, Apidae. The coding region runs from base 118 to 1575 and encodes 485 amino acids. Gene Ontology annotation, cellular component: mitochondrial inner membrane.
UUUAAUUUAUUUUAUGAAACGUAAUAAUUGUAUUAAUAAGUAUAUUAUUCAAUUUGAAUAUAUUUUAUCUAAAAUAAAAAUUAAUAUUUAUUUAUUAAUACAAGAAAAUAAUAAAAAAUGACAGCAAUAUUAGGUGCUGGUAUAUCAGGCUUAUCAGCUGCAUAUUAUGCACUUGAAAAUACAAGAAUGGCUCCAUUAAUUAUAUUAGAAGCUUCAAAUCGUGUAGGUGGAUGGAUACGUUCUAUAAAACAAUCUGAUGGAACGAUUUUUGAAACAGGUCCACGAGUUAUGAGAGCCAAUACAUAUAAUGUAUUAAAUUUAAUAGAAGAAUUAGGAUUAUCAUCAAAAAUCAUUCCUAUUAAAGCUAAUCAUCCUGUUGCUAAAAAUAAAUAUAUUUAUGCAGAUAAUGUAUUACAUUGUUUACCUAAUAAUUUAAAAGGAAUUAUAACAAAAAACACAUUAUUAAAUCGUUCUUUAAGUAGUAUUCUAUGGAAUGACUUCAAAGCAAAGAAAAUUCUUACAGAUGAUGAAAGCAUAUACAGUUUUGUAGAAAGGAGAUUUGGCAAAGAUGUGUCUGAAAAAAUGAUUGCUCCAAUAUUAUGUGGAAUUUGUGGUGGUGAUAUACAUAAAUUAAGUGCAAGAUCAUUUAUGACAAAUUUAUUUGAAAUUGAGCAGAAAUAUGGUUCUGUAUUUAUGGGUCUUAUACAACAAAAAUUUUCAAACAUGUUAAAUAAUAAAAACAAAAACAAAAUUGAAUUGAAAAAUGAUAUUCAUACAAUAUUAAAAUUACAUAAUACACCUUCAAUUUUAGCACAAAGAGCUAAAAGAGAAGCAUGGAGCACAUGGGGUCUUGAAGGAGGUUUUGAACAAUUACCUCAAACACUAGCAGAAAAUAUAAUGAAACGUGGAGUAAAUAUAAAAAUAAAACAUAAAUGUGAAAAAAUCAUAUUUAAUAAAGAUUGUGUGGAAUUAAUUAUAAAUGGAAAAGUUGAAAAAUAUUCUAAUGUUAUAUCAAGUUUAUCUGCUAAAAGUUUAGCUAAUUUAAUACAAGAGCAACAUCCAAAACUAUCUAAAGAAUUACAUAGUAUACCUACAGUAACAAUAGCUGUAGUUAAUUUUCAAUUUUCUAAAAAUGUUUUACCUAUUGAAGCUUUUGGAGUUCUUAUUCCACCAAAAGAAGAAAUUCCAAUUCUGGGUAUAAUAUUUGAUUCAUGUGCCCUUCCUCAAAACUCCAAAAUGACAGUACUGACAGUAAUGAUGGGUGGAGCAUGGUUUGAAAAAUACUUUGGUAAAUGUUCAUCUGAAGAACAUUUAAAAAUGAUUGCAAUUAAAUAUGUAAAUAAACUUUUAUGCAUUAACGAAGAUCCCAAGAUAUGUAAUGUUUCCAUUCUGAAAGAUUGUAUUCCACAAUAUAUAAUUGGUCACGCACAACGGUUAACUCGUAUCCACGAUUAUAUCUCCGCGCAUAAAAUACCUUUGGGGCUGUGUGGUUCUUCAUACCACGGUGUAGGAGUCUCUCAUGUUAUUCUGUCAGCAAAAGAAGCUGUUUCUAGUAUUAAUCAAUAUAUGAUAUAAUUUAUAAUUUUCAAAUUCAAACUUGACAACAACCUUGACCAAUCAAAUAUAUUUUAAUUCUUUCUUUUGAUUUAAAAACAAAAUAAUAUACAUGCAAGAAAAUA